Mercenaria mercenaria is the source of this 561-nucleotide messenger RNA. RefSeq lists its product as uncharacterized. The record is from RefSeq and is a predicted model, not a curated record. Bases 97 to 561 code for a protein of 154 amino acids. The transcript has 2 exons. Lineage: Eukaryota; Metazoa; Mollusca; Bivalvia; Venerida; Veneridae.
GCAGAUUCACCUGGGCUGUGUGAGGCAAAGAAAUACCAGGAAAAGCAGAACCUUGGCAGAGGACAACACAUAACAGGUGAUCCUUUCUGGAGUAACAUGGCAACAGAAUACACAUAUGAUGACCUUGGGUCUGGGAAAGACAUUUGUAUCAUUGAUAGCAUGACCUUGAAAGAAGGAAUUGGUGAAAAUGAUGUAGGACAUUGGGGUGAAGCCCUUGUAGCCCAGUAUCUGCAAAAACAGAAAGAACUCGGAAACAUACAGGAUUACUCAUGGAAAAAUUGUGAGGAAGAGACAGGAUUUCCAUUUGAUUUUGAGAUUCAGCUUAAAGGUGAUGACGGUGGGCACAGAAAUUACAUAGAGGUGAAGAGCACAGUGUCCGAGAGUAAAGAAGUGUUUGAAAUAUCAGUGCAGCAGGUCAGAUUUGCAAACCAAAUGAAGAGCAGUUUUCAUAUUUAUCGUGUUUUUAAUGCAGGGAAUCCAGAGCGUGUGAAGUUGAUACGUAUCAGUAACCUUGAUAUGAGACUUUCAACAAAACAAGUCAAGCUAUGUAUGCUAAUAUGA